Pundamilia nyererei is the source of this 1133-nucleotide messenger RNA. RefSeq names its product E3 ubiquitin-protein ligase RNF31-like. Bases 160 to 1080 code for a protein of 306 amino acids. NCBI's taxonomy places the organism in Eukaryota, Metazoa, Chordata, Actinopteri, Cichliformes, Cichlidae. The transcript has 7 exons. The record is from RefSeq and is a predicted model, not a curated record. Gene Ontology annotation, biological process: protein linear polyubiquitination. Gene Ontology annotation, cellular component: LUBAC complex. Gene Ontology annotation, molecular function: ubiquitin protein ligase activity; K48-linked polyubiquitin modification-dependent protein binding; linear polyubiquitin binding.
GAGAGGGAGGCCCUGCCGCUGUGUCUCCAGUACAGCAGUUGCACACCGCGCUGUUGCGGGAGUGUUUUGUCGUUUCUGCGGGGCUUCCUUCGGCGGUACAAACAGACAUUUGUGCCGUAACAGUGAUUCCACCGCAGUGCAGCCGGACAGCGGCACAGAAUGGCGUCCCUCUCUGAGCAGCUGCAGGAUGUGCGGAGUCAGGCUGAAGUGUGUCUGUAUUCUGGGGGCAGAGUGGUGGAUCUGCGGGCUGGGGUAGUGGCCAUGGCUAAUCUGCCCUUACCACCCUGCUCUAAAUACCACCACAUUGCUGCAGAAACGAUGGUCAUAGAGAACAGCUUUGGCAGAAACAGGAAGGAGACUCUUGGAUCUCUUCAGCGCUUAUCUACAGCGCUUAACAUCCUCGAAAAGUAUGGCUGUAAUCUGACAAAUCCCAACAGGCCAAAGUACUGGAGGACUGUAAAACACAACAACCCAGUGUUCAGGGCCACAGUUGAUGCUAUCCAGGGAGGACGCGCUGUACUCUGUCUCUAUGGUUACUCUAAUCAGCAGCCAGAUGGACUCAGUUUCCCUGAUGAUGUUACAGAUCCUGAUGUGGGCAGAGUUGCUGCGGUAACUCUGGAAGUGAUGAGCCUGAGAAUGGAACUAGAAAUGCUUAUCAAGGAGGCUCAUCCCCAUCCUGAAUUCUAUGAGAGAAUCAUUCCUACACUCAGACACAAGGAUGUGGGACUCAACACUGAUGCUGUGAUCUCGUCACGCCAUGCAGACAGCCAGACCAAGUCUCUAGCUUUUUCCCUAUACCGUCGAUCCUCCAGGGAGAGCAACCGCAGCCACUCGCUCUCUGCCAACAACCAAAGCCUCAGGUCCAUUCAGGUCUUUUCCACCUUCUCAAGCAAACAUCCAGAGAACUGCGCUAUUUGCGGAAUAUUUCGCAUCUCAGCCCACUGCCUCACCUGCCUCCAGGGGCUGUGCUCAGACUGUGACAGACUGUAUCACUCCUACCCUGAGAGAGCCAACCACCAUCGAACAGCUGUCACGUCAUCAACUUCAUCCAAAAACAGGAGCAAUGAAGGGUCAGGAUAAGCAGUUCUUGGCAAAAUGUACUUGUGUCUUACAAGGGUGCAGUAAUCCUCAGA